Molecule: messenger RNA, 558 nt
Organism: Aureococcus anophagefferens
Lineage: Eukaryota; Pelagophyceae; Pelagomonadales; Pelagomonadaceae
Exons: 1
Coding region: 1-558 (185 amino acids)
Source: RefSeq, a predicted model, not a curated record
AUGGCCACCUCCACAGCGGGCCUAUGCGCCGCGGUGCGCCGCGCGCUGGGCGACGACCGGCUCGUGCAGCACUGGUCCGUGGAGACGGACUCGGGCGCGAGCGCCUUCGUGCUCUUCCGCGCCGAGGCGGACGCGCUGCACGUGAGCGCGCUCGUCAAAAACGACGGCUACGUGCGCGCGUCGCUCGACGACGCGGCGCUCGCGGCGAUGCGGGACGACUUGCCCUUCGAGUACGACGACGACAACGGCGCCAACGGCUUCGCGGCGGACCUGGCCGCGGCGCUGCGCGCGCGGCCGCGCCUCGCGUUCGCGGCGCCGGACGACCCGGUGCGACUCGAGCUGCGGUUCGAGGACGGGGGGACUGUUCUCACGGCCGGCUUCCCGCUCGCCCGCAACACGAGCAACCUCUACGACGACCUCGUCUCCCACUUCGAGCCCCGGGCGCCGGGCGGCGGCGGCGGCGACGACGCGCCGGCCGCGGCGCCGACCGGCGGGAAGCGCGGCGGCUUCCAGCCGUCGCGAUUCGUCGUCAAGGAGAAGAAGAAGCCGCGGCGGUAA